This is a messenger RNA of Symbiodinium sp. CCMP2592, 324 nucleotides long. Lineage: Eukaryota; Dinophyceae; Suessiales; Symbiodiniaceae. The record is from the annotation of a GenBank genome assembly.
AUGUGGGCAUCAUACCGGCAAUGUUCUGCUCCAUUCUGGCAGUGGGCGCCGGCACCUAUUCCUCCGCUGACAGUGCUUCUGUCGGCCUUGGUGCUGCUUUUCGUGAUCACACUGGUGGUUGCAAUCGCCUGCCACUGGGUGCGCCGCUCCAGGGCGACAGUGGUUAACGCCCAAGCUUCGUUGAUGGAAGAGGGCCGCGCACGCGAGGUCGCAGAACUUGUGGCGGCUGUGCACCAGACGCAACAGAUGCUGCGAGACACCCGUGGCUACAUCCAGGAGGUGGAGACAACGGCCGCAGCAGUGCAACGUCGACUGAACCUGGAG